Messenger RNA from Komagataella phaffii GS115, 276 nucleotides. Its product is annotated as mitochondrial 37S ribosomal protein YmS-T. The transcript has a single exon. Lineage: Eukaryota; Fungi; Ascomycota; Pichiomycetes; Pichiales; Pichiaceae. Gene Ontology annotation, molecular function: structural constituent of ribosome. Gene Ontology annotation, cellular component: mitochondrial small ribosomal subunit. Gene Ontology annotation, biological process: mitochondrial translation. The record is from RefSeq and is a predicted model, not a curated record. Bases 1 to 276 code for a protein of 91 amino acids.
AUGCCGCAGAAGCCAGUCAGAUUACCUCCUUUGCCGAGGUUAAAGGUUAGAAAGCCAUUGCUUCAAACAAAGUCCAACCCCUGUAUGGUUGUCAUGUCAACAUUAUUGAACUGUUGGGCAUCUAAUGGAGAGGGAAGUCAAGCUUGCAAAGAGCUAGAGCUGUCUCUGAAAGCAUGUAUGGAUACUAAUAAGGGCGGAGCCCAAGCUACCAGGUCGUCUAUAAAUUAUCAUGCUGGACGAUUGUAUCCAAAGAUCAGUGGAAAGUCUCAUGAUUAA